AUGCUAGAAGUAAUCUUGAAUAAUACAGAUAUUUUAAUUAGUUUUUCAAGUAUCUUGACUGAAAUCUUUUAUGUACAAUGGAUACAAUUGUUCAAUGCAACAUCUUAUUUAUAUUAUGUUCCUUUUGUAAACAGUCUUCCAUGUUUGAUCCGUUUAAAGCAGUGUUUAAAUGAUUAUUAUUUUUCUCAAAAACAGCAGAAUAAACAUCAACUUGUAAAUGCUUUCAAGCUUCUUUUUGCAAUGACGAAUGCAUCCUUUGCUUUCAUUUGGGAUUUGGUUAUGGAUUGGGGAUUAAUACAAAUAGAUAUGCAUCAACGUGUUCUCAUUUUUCGUAUUCGUAAAGAUCUUUAUUUCUCUAAUCCUAUGUGGUAUCUUUUGGCUAUUCUCUUGAAUGGAUGUUUUAGAUCAUUGAAAAUUAGCUCCUAUUUCUAUCAUAUACAUCCUCUCUGUAUUGAUAUCACAGAGAUUGUUCGAAGAUGGGUCUGGGUUCUUUUUCGAUUUGAAUACGAGUGGAAAAAACGAUCAUAUAAUGGGCAAGAAGCAUAAUAAGAAAGAAAAAAAAAAGGGGGGAACUACCUUUACUACAAUAAAAUGUACAAAUACUGAUGAUAGAAAUAGAUUUGC
Molecule: messenger RNA, 624 nt
Organism: Cokeromyces recurvatus
Lineage: Eukaryota; Fungi; Mucoromycota; Mucoromycetes; Mucorales; Mucoraceae
Product: EXS family-domain-containing protein
Exons: 4
Coding region: 1-546 (181 amino acids)
Cellular component (GO): membrane; cytoplasm
Source: RefSeq, a predicted model, not a curated record